UAUAAGCAACUGCAUCACAAAAAUUCUCAACUAAGAAGACUACUACACUUUUCCAUCUUCAUGAGUAUAACAUUGCUCUCUUGGAAAGCAAAACAAAAACCCACCUCAUAACAGACUCCCAGAUUGAUAACCAUUCAGAUAUCCUUCUAUUUCCUACCUUGAGAGACAUUUUCCUAUCUUUUUCUUGCCUGUGUCCAAUUAUUGAUACGGUGAGAUACAUAGUUGGACAGCAAUAUGACUUAUUCUCUACCUGCUUUCUCUGUUGUAAUCAAACCAUCCUUCAAGCACAGUAGUCAUAAACGGCUGCAAGUGAGAGCUCAGAGCUAUAGAGAUGAAGGGAGAUCAAGUAACAUAGUUGAUGCAAAUUUGAGGGUUCUAAAGGAGAGGAUAGAUGUGGUUAGAAUGAAGGAGAGAUUGGAGAGGUGUUGCAGACAUGAAUAUGGGUGGAAUUAUGCAUCUGGGAAUGAUUGCAAACUUCAAAAGGAUACCGAGUUUUCACAUCUCUUUGACCUUGUAGGUUUAGUUGGGGGUUUUGUCAGCCUCACCAUUUUCAGUGGUACAGUCGGCCUUUGCCUUGUUUCUCUAUUAGUUCAUUUGAAUCAAUGAACUACACUUAUUCAAAAUGUAAAAAUUU
Vitis vinifera (wine grape) is the source of this 634-nucleotide messenger RNA. RefSeq lists its product as uncharacterized. The coding region runs from base 235 to 606 and encodes 123 amino acids. The record is from RefSeq and is a predicted model, not a curated record. NCBI's taxonomy places the organism in Eukaryota, Viridiplantae, Streptophyta, Magnoliopsida, Vitales, Vitaceae. The transcript has 2 exons.